AUGAAGGCAUGCGAAGACAUCGCAGAGGCGUUCGAGAAGUGCGGACGAAAGAACGUCCACUGGAACGGGCUUCCAGAGGACGCGCCCGAUUGCGCGCGCGAGCUCAAGGCGAUGCGCAAGUGUGUGCGGAAAAACUGGAGAACGGCGUGA
Ostreococcus lucimarinus CCE9901 is the source of this 150-nucleotide messenger RNA. RefSeq lists its product with no specific name. The transcript has a single exon. The coding region runs from base 1 to 150 and encodes 49 amino acids. The record is from RefSeq and is a predicted model, not a curated record. NCBI's taxonomy places the organism in Eukaryota, Viridiplantae, Chlorophyta, Mamiellophyceae, Mamiellales, Bathycoccaceae.